AAAAGUUGUUCAAGCCAUUGACGCAGAGCCUGGGAUGAGACGUGACCCUUUUGCUUCCGCAUGACCGACCGGUCGAUGCCCGAAGCAGAAUCUCGGGGUUUCCUUGAGCUUGUCAUGCCUGUGAAAAUCCAACUUAUCAACAUUAUCAUCCCAGGAUAUCACCUGCGUUCUGCCAGUGUAGUAACUCGGAGCCAAGUACACGAUACUAUGAGUGAAGCUGACAAGACGCAAGACGAGACCGCCGCUCAAAGUUCUGAGCAACUGCAGGCAGAACCCGAGGUUGUUCAGAAGAACGAGGUCACUGCCGACAAAGAAGGAGACGAGGAAGCCGUAGGAGAAGCCGACGUCGCUGCAGCAACCGAGGUCAACGCUGCCGCGGGGGGAAAGGGAGCAGCUGAGACGACCGCCGCACAUGUCGGUACCGGUGCCGAAGAAGACCCGGUCGUCGUCGAUGAUGACGACGACUAUGAGAUACUCGAUGAAGAUGAUGAGGAUGAAGACGAAGACGAAGACGACGAAGACGAGGAUGACGGCCAGCAGAACCACAAAGCUAAUCUAGCUGCCUUUUACAACGCGAAUCUCGAUGAUCUACCUGAUGAUCAAGAAGAUGAAUAUGAUGAAGAUGCAGAGGAGGAUGAUGAUGAUGAGGUGGCUGAACCCGAGAUGACCAAAGCUCAACCUGGCGUCAAACGAUCGGCUCCUGAAGACGGACCCGUUGAAGAGGAAGGUCUCGAGGAUGGUCCUUCUGACGCCAAAAAGACCAAGGUUGACUGAAAAGUUAUUGAUUUAACAAGAGAAAUAAAGGAAAAUGAAACGUUGUAUGGAAAUCAAUUAAAAAGUAGAGCCGUCAGGUGGCAGCCGGCACAACAUGAUGCACAUAGAAUAGGUUCAAAAUACGCACAAA
This is a messenger RNA of Filobasidium floriforme, 904 nucleotides long. RefSeq lists its product as uncharacterized. NCBI's taxonomy places the organism in Eukaryota, Fungi, Basidiomycota, Tremellomycetes, Filobasidiales, Filobasidiaceae. The coding region runs from base 61 to 774 and encodes 237 amino acids. The record is from RefSeq and is a predicted model, not a curated record. The transcript is spliced from 5 exons.